GAUAAUUCUGCUAUCAAUUCAACGUCCAUAUUCCUCUUUGCUGCAACAGGACAUUAUUUUGGAAGCGGAAAACAAGCUGUUUUAAAGCGGAAAUGGAUAACAGUUAUCCCAAGAGCUUGGUGGAUCAUUACCUGAAGGUAUCCGCAAAGCUUAAGAAGAUUGAAAAGGCCAUGUUCAAACGUUUUGGUCCCAAUGUCUCCGAAGUUAUGGAUGAUUAUGCUCGUUUGGCCAUUAAAUUUGAGGAAGCAGGUAUUUUCCAAUAUGCUGCUAUGUGCCAAUUAGGUGUGGCCAAAUGUGAAAAUUAUCUCCAAAACUCAAUGUCAGAAUGUCAAGCUCUUCUGAAAGCGGCUCGUCUGUUUCUCAGGGCCCACGAAGAAAUGGAAUCAUUGUUAUUGCGUUCAAAUCGCCAUGAAUAUCGAGAAACUGCAUUACAUUGUUUCACACAGGCCAUUGAUAAGUCACCGGACGAUAGCGUUAUAAAGGCUGCAAUCAUACGAGAAAUGUCGCCACUGCAGCCGCAUUAUGAGGGAACAAGCUCAUUUAAUUCACCAGCCCAUCGAAUAUAUGAACUGGAAUUGGCCACGGAGCAAAGUGUUAUGAAUCGCGAUUUCUUAACUGCUUUGCAGCAGUUGGACGAUAUUGUCGAUAACAUUUAUGAACGUAAAAAACAAAAUCUUUACCAAGAGGUGCUAUCCAAAUCAGAGAUUUAUCGUGUUCUUCUAUUGGUGGCACUGACAUUGCCACCGGCUCGUCAAACUCCGGCCCAUAUUAAGCUAAUCGAAUUCUAUACACAAUUGGCGGAAUUCCAGCAGGAAGACGAUAUUUGUCCGAGUCCUUCUCAGUCUCCUUGUAAGAAUGUGCCACAAUUGUAUGCCUCCUGGCGACCGGGUCUAUUUUUGACACAAUCUCAAAAAUAUGCCUUGGCUGAAAUAGUUUUGGCAUGGCAUUUAUCUAAACCGCGCGAUCUUAGAGUGGCGUUGCAAGAGUUUCGUCAUAAUUUUAGUUCACUUAACGACACCCAGAGGUAUCUUAUUAAUUGUAUACUCGAAAAAGUAGAUACGAAAUGUUAAAGUAUUAUAUUUACAAACAAAAUUAUUAACUAUUAAGACUUUACAUAAAAAAACAUUCCUAAAAUAACUUGAAGCAGAUCGUUUCAAGUUAUAUUGCGUUGAAGAAUUAUUAUUUGGAAUAUACUCCACUUAAAGGAUUGUUACUUCCUGCAAUUAUCUUGAACAACAAGAUGAUGUUAAAAUUAAGGUAGCAAUUCCAAUAGUUGAUGCGAAAAUGAAAAGUCAGGAGAAUCGGUGAAACAUGUAGCAUUAUGCAAAAGUAUCACUAGAGUGCGCCCAUCUUAUGUUUUAGUAGAAUAAGGUAGUAUACUGAUGUAGUAUGUUAUAGACCAUGGGUGAAUAUUUAAUAUUUAAUAUUAUAAUUAUAAUAUUAAUCAUGUAUGGGAAAGAGAAAAUUUCAGUAUGUCCCCACCUUUUACGUUUAUUAAGUAGCAUAGAUUCUGUUUUCGAUGCAUAUGAUGGAUUCGCUCAGUUGUGGUUUGUUAUGGUGAUCCAAAGCGAUAAUCACCCAGCUCUCUUUCUCGUGUAGGCUUGAAACGUUUAUUAACGUCGUUAAUAAAUGCAGUUUAUUAUAGUAGAGUUUUCAAAACAUCAUCCGUUUUUAGAGAGGAGGGGAUAGUAUUUGGCCUAUCGACAAAUACGUUACUGAUACUGCCUUGCCGUUACGAUCGAGCGUCAGUGGUUCAGCGAACUUAACGACGCGAUUCCAUUCAAUUUUUAUAUCAUAUGCACUGGAAAUGUUUCCUUAAAAUUAGUAUAA
Musca domestica (house fly) is the source of this 1830-nucleotide messenger RNA. RefSeq lists its product as uncharacterized. The coding region runs from base 93 to 1070 and encodes 325 amino acids. The transcript has 2 exons. The record is from RefSeq and is a predicted model, not a curated record. Gene Ontology annotation, biological process: vesicle cytoskeletal trafficking. Gene Ontology annotation, cellular component: early endosome. Lineage: Eukaryota; Metazoa; Arthropoda; Insecta; Diptera; Muscidae.